GAGCAGCCGCGAUGGCCAGCACCAGGAGCAUUGAGCUGGAGCAUUUUGAAGAACGGGACAAAAGGCCGCGGGCAGGGUCGCGGAGAGGGGCUCCCAGCUCCUCCGGGGGCAGCAGCAUCUCUGGCCCCAAGGGCAAUGGGCUCAUCCCCAGCCCGGCGCACAGUGCUCACUGCAGCUUCUACCGCACGCGGACCUUGCAGGCCUUAAGCUCGGAGAAGAAGGCCAAGAAGGCACGCUUCUACCGGAAUGGGGACCGCUACUUCAAAGGCCUGGUCUUUGCCAUCUCCAACGAUCGCUUCCGUUCCUUUGAUGCGCUCCUCAUAGAGUUGACCCGCUCGCUGUCUGACAAUGUGAACCUGCCUCAGGGCGUCCGCACAAUCUACACCAUAGACGGCAGUCGGAAGGUCACCAGCUUGGACGAGCUGCUGGAAGGAGAGAGUUACGUGUGUGCCUCCAAUGAACCAUUUCGUAAAGUUGAUUACACCAAAAAUGUUAAUCCAAACUGGUCUGUGAACAUCAAGGGAGGUACAACCCGAGCCUUGGUCGUGGCCUCUGUGAAGAGUGAGGUGAAAGAAAGCAAGGACUUCAUCAAGCCCAAGUUAGUGACUGUGAUUCGAAGUGGAGUGAAGCCGAGGAAGGCCGUGCGGAUCCUUCUCAAUAAAAAGACUGCCCAUUCUUUUGAGCAGGUCCUAACAGAUAUCACCGAAGCCAUUAAACUAGAUUCAGGCGUGGUCAAGAGGCUGUGUACCCUGGAUGGAAAGCAGGUUACUUGUCUGCAAGACUUUUUUGGUGAUGAUGAUGUUUUUAUCGCAUGUGGACCUGAAAAAUACCGUUAUGCCCAAGAUGACUUUGUCCUGGAUCAUAGCGAAUGCCGCGUGCUGAAGUCAUCUUAUUCUCGAGUCUCAGCUGCUAAGCAUUCUGGAUCCAAAAGCCCAGGGCCCUCUCGCCGCAGCAAGUCACCAGCUUCAGUAAAGAGGGCUGGCCACUCCAGUGCCUAUUCUACAGCCAAAUCCCCAGUUAAUGGAACUCCCAGCAGCCAACUUUCUACUCCUAAGUCCACGAAGUCCUCCAGUUCCUCUCCAACCAGCCCAGGAAGUUUCAGAGGAUUGAAGAUUUCUGCUCAGGGCAGAUCAUCUUCCAAUGUGAACGGUGGACCUGAACUUGAACGCUGCAUGAGCCCUGAAGGUGUGAAUGGGAACAGGUGCUCUGAGUCCUUCACCCUUCUGGAGAAAUACAGAAUCGGGAAGGUCAUUGGUGAUGGCAACUUUGCAGUAGUUAAAGAGUGCAUGGACAGGUCCACUGGAAAAGAGUUUGCUUUAAAGAUCAUAGACAAGGCCAAAUGCUGUGGAAAGGAACAUCUGAUUGAGAAUGAAGUGUCAAUACUGCGCCGAGUGAAACACCCCAACAUCAUCAUGUUGGUCGAGGAGAUGGAAACCACAACUGAGCUCUUUCUAGUGAUGGAACUCGUCAAAGGUGGAGAUCUCUUUGAUGCAAUUACUUCUUCAACCAAGUACACAGAGAGAGAUGGCAGUGCCAUGGUGUACAACCUGGCCAAUGCCCUCAGGUACCUGCAUGGCCUCAGCAUUGUACACAGAGACAUCAAGCCUGAGAACCUUCUGGUGUGUGAAUAUCCGGAUGGGACCAAGUCUUUGAAACUGGGAGACUUUGGACUGGCAACAGUGGUUGAAGGCCCUUUGUACACAGUCUGUGGCACACCAACUUACGUGGCCCCAGAAAUCAUUGCUGAAACAGGUUAUGGCCUGAAGGUGGAUGUUUGGGCAGCUGGCGUGAUUACAUACAUACUUCUCUGUGGAUUCCCACCAUUCCGGAGUGAGAACAACCUCCAGGAAGAUCUCUUUGACCAGAUCUUGGCUGGGAAACUCGAGUUUCCAGCCCCCUACUGGGACAACAUUACAGAUUCCGCCAAGGAAUUAAUUAGUCAAAUGCUUCAGGUAAAUGUUGAAGCUCGCUGCACUGCAGGAGAAAUUCUGAGUCACCCCUGGGUGUCUGAUGACGCAUCCCAGGAGAAUAAUAUGCAAGCUGAGGUUACAGGUAAACUAAAACAGCACUUUAAUAAUGCGCUCCCCAAACAGAACAGCACCACCACGGGGGUCUCUGUUAUCAUGAACACGGCUCUAGAUAAAGAGGGGCAGAUUUUCUGCAGCAAGCACUGUCAAGACAGCAGCAGACCCGCGAGGGAGCAGAGCUCGCCAGUCCCUUCCUCAGGCCAGGAGGCCCCUCCCCCACCGGAGUCUCCCAAACCCUCUAGUCCCCCAGCCACCUCUGGCUGUGAUCUGGCAGGGACCUGGCGCCGUCACCGAGACUGAACUCUGUGUAGACAGGCCCACACUGCGCUCUUCCACCAGGCCUCACCGGCUCCUUUCGGAAAGAGCCUGUCUCUCCUGACUGCUGCUUUGACAGAGUGUUGGCAUGUUCUGUCACUGCCCGGGAACAGGACUAGAGCAUCGGGAGCCAGCAUGGUCCCAUUUACUUGGGGCUCUGCCCGCUCGAGUUCCUGGCCAUGUCGAGCCAUGUCAGUUGUGGAGACAUAUUUAAAAUGAGCAACUUAUUUUAAAUCAUCCAUGUUUCUAGUUGAGUAGACAGUUGGCCGCUUUACCCAGCGAAUGUGCAACUUUUAUCUGGAAUUACAUUCUUUUUAUAGAAAUUCACUGGAUGAACGAAGAUUCUCCUAUUGAAGGAUUCUCCAAGCGCUCCCUUCUCAUGGGGACACAGCUGUGGUUGUUUGUGUCCUGUGAGAGGCAACAUGGCCUCUUCUUCUUCAUAGGGGGCCUGAGGCUCCUGGCUUCUGAACAGAAGAAAUGAGUACCUGAGAGGUACUCCUGACUUAGGGAAUGCACUCUGAUGCCCCAGAAAGCAGCUCCUCUCUGACUGGGGUGCAGGGCUCACAGACCUACAUGUGAGCCUAUGUGUACUAAGAAAUACUCAUGAAGGUGGCCUGUGGCUUUUCAGUGGGAUGUGCAGCAGCUCUUGGCAGAGCAGGAUCAGCUCGGCUGCAUCAUCGCUGGGGCUUCCUCUGCCUCUGAGAGCAAGAACAGCAGAAUGCCAGGCAGGUCUGCUGAGACCCAGCGGGGACUGGGGUGCAUGGUGCUCCUUGAAUGUCCUGUGACCAACCCUCUGGAAGGCUGCUGGCAGUUUUUCCUUUUUUCCAUCGCCCUACUCUUUUUAGUAAUUGUAUAUAACUGUGUAUUUGUUUUACCUGCUUGUCUUCUAAAUGGGUGGGCCCUACAGUUCACUCUCGUUGUUAUUCUCCAAGUCUCCCCAACCUGCAAUAAAUCCUUCCCUCUUCGGAAAGCCAUGGGGUGGGCAGAGGUUUUGUGUGGUUGUUUCAGAAAGUGCAUGGCACCUCUCCUUGGUCCAGGCCCUUAGGGGCCAGUGUCUGGGGCCGCUACCAGAAGAGUGCACAGAUCUUUGCCUUGGCUGAAGUGUAUGUGAUCACAGGUGCUGGGACUCAUGACCAAAACACCAAAAUAAGCAAGUCGUUUAUAGAGGAGCUAGGGACAAUAAUGGGAAAGCUGGGGCUCAUAGAAAGUGGGCUGGAAGAGCUCUUCCCAUCCCAGCCCUGGCUGGGACUCUGCUUUUCUCUGACUUGUAAGUUCCAGGUUUUCUUGUUAAGCUCUGCUUAUGACUCUGCUCAUCUGUCUGUCAUCUCCUUGGAGCUUUACAAAUGUCAGCUUGAAACCCCUGGCCAGGCUCUGCACCUCUCCAUUCACACUGCUGAGGGAAUGAGACAGUUGACCUGCUGACCUUGGGUCCCACCCAGCCCGGAGCUGUAGCAGACACAGGAGGAAGAAGUGAUCAGAAGCACUGUGAGGUGCGGGGUUAGAACACUUCAUGCGUCUCUCUACUAACUGGUUAAAAAGUGAGCUUUAAAAACAGAUUUAUUCUAGAUUAUGUGUAUGCCUGUCUAUGCGGAUGCAAAUGCAUUAUCCAUGGGAGUCCAGAGGAAGGCAGCGAAUCUGGACAGUUGUGAGCUGCCAAACAUGGGUGCUGGGAAUCAACAUCUGGUCCUCUGGAAGAACAGUAAGUGCUUUUAACCUCUCCAGCACCAAAAACAAGAUUUUUCAUAGCCUGUGGCUGUGUCAUUUUCAGAGGGGGAGGAGACGGGACAGGGGGUGGGACAGGGUGUCUGUGCUCACACCACAGCUGCCUCCCUCUCCUCAGCUGCGGUGCUCCUAAUGCAAGCUAAAGACUGUGAGCCAAGGGCAGUGCUCACCGUGUCAGCAUGUGUCCUUCUGACCGUCCUGUGGGAGGCAGACAGGUGGUGAACCCUCACAGUCUUUCCCUCCGGAACAGAGAGAACACAGGGUAAAGGAACAAGCCUCUAGGCGGUCCUGGCUAGCCAGAGGGGUGGAUGCCUGCGGCUGUGCCCCACUGCGGGGUACUGUCCAUCCAGGCGGUGAAGCUGGAGAAUCCCGCACAAAGGUUUGAGACACGGUUCCUCUGUCCAUUUGCUGUGCAAACACUUAGAAGCUGUGAUUCUAUUCUCAAGCUCCAAAUUAAAUACAGGUACUUUAUUUGUGGCUGCUCAGAUCCUGUUGGGAGAAUGGUACGUGCCUGUUCAGACUCAUUCUCCCCAAGGAGGGAAUCGGUGUGAAGAGACUUAAACGUGGAAUAUGGCAGAGAAUACAAGUGGACAGACACCGUGGGAAGUGGGUGCCUGAUGUCCUCCACAGCGGAGGGGUCUCCCGCCCCUUUCUGUCUCUGCCUCCUUUUGCAAAAGGUGGUGGGCAUAGAAGUGUGUUUAUUCCAUGUAUUCAUUAAAUGCCUUUGGUAAAACUCCCAGAAUCUCAUCGUGGCUAAGACGGUAAUAUGUGACUUAGGAGAUGGGACAGUGUGGGGUGGAGUAACCAUAUUGAAAAAAAAAAAAAGGACUGAUUAAUGUCUUGUGGAAAAUGCUACAGCAGUUUACCAUCCCGUGGAAAUAAAUAUUUACCACUUGUGUUAACAUUAAAACAUUUAAAAGGAACAGGUAAAGUACAUC
Molecule: messenger RNA, 5002 nt
Organism: Microtus oregoni (creeping vole)
Lineage: Eukaryota; Metazoa; Chordata; Mammalia; Rodentia; Cricetidae
Gene: Dclk2
Product: doublecortin like kinase 2
Exons: 17
Coding region: 12-2327 (771 amino acids)
Biological process (GO): protein phosphorylation; intracellular signal transduction
Molecular function (GO): ATP binding; protein kinase activity
Source: RefSeq, a predicted model, not a curated record